UUGAUGGAGCCCAGUGGGGACGUGGAGAUCUGUCUGGAGUCUGUAGCCGGGACCCGGUAGCCUCCUUCUUCUUGUGUUUUCUUUUUUUUUUUAAAUCACAAAGCAGAACCUUUUUUUUUUUUUUUAAAUAGAAGAAAAAAAAGGGGAACCUGUGCGGGUGGAGGAGCGUUUGUCACGUAUGUGUUUCACGUGAGAGGGACCAAAGAAGGGAAGGAUGAAACUUAAAGAGAUCAACCGCACAGCCAUCCAGAGCUGGAGCCCUGCACAGCACCACCCCAUCUACCUAGCGACAGGAACAUCGGCCCAGCAGCUGGAUGCCUCCUUCAGCACCAAUGCCUCCUUGGAGUUUUUCGAGCUGGACUUGACUGAUCCGUCUCUGGACAUGAAGUCAUGUGGCAGCCUCUCCUCCUCUCACAGAUAUCACAAACUGGCGUGGGGUCCCUAUGGAAUGGAUGACGAAGGCCACCCAUCUGGGGUCCUUAUCGCAGGAGGCGAGCACGGCAACGUGAUCCUGUACGACGCCGCGAAGAUCAUGGCGGGAGAGACCGACGUGAUCAUCGCUGAGAGUGACAAGCACACGGGGCCCGUGAGAGCUCUCGACGUCAACCCGUUCCAGACAAACCUGGUUGCAUCAGGUGGGAAUGAGUCUGAAAUCUAUAUCUGGGACAUGAAUAACUUUGGCUCUCCAAUGACACCAGGACCUAAAACUCAGCCUCUGGAGGACAUCAGCUGCGUGGCGUGGAACAGACAGGUGCAGCACAUCCUGGCCUCCGCCAGCCCGAGUGGCCGAGCCUCCGUGUGGGACCUCCGCAAGAAUGACCUCAUCAUUAAAGUCAGCGACCACAGCAACAGAAUGCACUGCUCCGGUCUGGCUUGGAACCCAGAAGUCGCCACUCAGCUGGUCUUGUCGUCGGAGGACGACCGGAUGCCGGUCAUCCAGAUGUGGGACUUGCGUUUCGCUACCUCUCCUUUCAAGAUUUUAGAGAACCACACACGCGGCGUCCUGUCCAUCAACUGGAGCUUGGCCGAUCCUGAGCUGCUCCUGAGCUGCGGGAAGGACAACCGGAUCCUGUGCUGGAAUCCAAACACAGCCGAGGUGGUGUACGAGUUGCCCACCAGCAGCCAGUGGUGCUUCGACAUCCAGUGGUGUCCCAGGAACCCCGCGGUGCUGUCGGCCGCCAGCUUCGACGGACACAUCGACGUUUAUUCCAUCAUGGGCGGCACCAACCAGGCGCAGAGCCAGAGGCACGCCGACCAGAUCAGCAACGCGUUUGUGAACCUGGAUCCGUUUGGGACCGGGCAAACGUUGCCCCCGCUGCAGCUGCCCCAGACGGCGGCCCCGCCGGUGACGGUCAACCCCCUGAAGAAGCCGCCCAAGUGGAUCCGCAGACCCGUCGGAGCCUCGUUCGCCUUCGGCGGGAAGCUGGUGUCCUUGGAGAACGCAAAGCCCAACGCGCAGCAGCCGGCGUCGCACGUCGUGCACAUCAGCCAGGUCGUCACGGAAACGGCCUUCUUGAAGCGCUCCGACCGGCUGCAGGCCACGCUGAGCGGCGGCGGCUUCGUGGGCUUCUGCCAGGAAAAGAUCGACGCGGCGGAAAAUGAGUUUGAAAAGACGCUCUGGUCUUUCCUCAAGGCUAAUUUUGAAAGUGAUAUUCGCAGCAAAUACCUCGAACUUCUGGGGUACAACAAAGAGGAACUGGCCUUGAAGAUUUCCGCGGCACUGGAGGAAAAGCCUGCUGAGCCUCCGCAGGUGGAGGUGCCGGCUCCAAUCAGGCUGCAGCCUUUACCAGAAGUCAGCAUCGUGCCGCCCGCUGACACUCCCGAAGCGGCGUUCGACCUGAUCGCUGCAGCAGCCGUGCCGCCGCCCGCUGGCACUCCCGAGGAGGCGUUCGACCUGAUCGCCGCAGCAGCCGUGCCGCCUGCUGGCACUCCCGAGGAGGCGUUCGAUAUGAUCGCUGCAGCAGCCGUGCCGCCGCCCGCUGACACUCCCGAAGCGGCCUUUGAUAUGAUCGCCGCGGAAAACCUUCAGCCGGCAGCCACGAUGGAACUGGACUCCGACCUCGACCCCGAGACUGAAGAGCCAGCAGCAGAAGAUCCAGAAGACGCUCCUCCCAGCGAACCAGAAGAAAAUGGCGACCAGGUCAUUCCAGCGGAGGAAGCAGAGGAGGAAGCAGAGGAGGAAGCAGAGGAAGAAGAGAUCCCCUUGGAGGAGGAGAAGGAGGAGGAGGAGGAGGCGGCGGCGGCGCCGGCACCAAUGGAGGAGGAGCCCAGUCCUCCUGAGACCUCGGCUCCGGUCGAGGAGCCCGCGGUGGAUCCAAAUCCGGCUCCGGCUCCGACUCCGGCACAAGCGGAAGGAGUCAGUCUCAGCAUCAGUCCAGAUGUGGACGGGCUCAUCACACAAGCCCUGCUGACCGGAGACUUUGAGGGAGCUGUUGAGCUCUGUCUCCAUGACAACCGAAUGGCAGACAGCAUCAUCCUGGCCAUCGCCGGAGGCGCCGAGCUCCUGGAGAAAACCCAGAAGAAGUAUUUCACAAAGACGCACAGCAAGAUAACCAAGCUGAUCAGUGCGGUGGUGAUGAAAGACUGGCACGACAUCCUGAAGACGUGCGACCUGCAGAACUGGAAGGAGGCUCUGGCUGCUGUCAUGACCUACGCUCAGCCCGAGGAGUUCUCUUCCCUCUGCGACCUUCUCGGGGGCAGACUGGAGGCAGCAGUGGACGCCCAAUUGCAAGCCCAGGCCUGUCUGUGUUACAUCUGUGCUGGAAACGUGGAGAAACUCGUGUCUUGCUGGACCAAAGCUCAGGGCGGACACUGUCCCCUCUCCCUCCAGGACCUGGUGGAGAAGGUGGUGGUGCUGCGACGUGCAGUGGAGCAGACCCAGCGCUCCAGUCCCACUGCGAUCGGCAUCCUGCUGGCCGAGAAGAUGAGCCAGUAUGCCGGCCUGCUGGCCUCGCAGGGCAGUCUGUCCACCGCCAUCACCUACCUGCCCGACAACACCAACCAGGUUUCUGUACAGCAGCUUCGUGACCGUCUCAGUCGAGCUCUGGGGCAGCGAGCGGCUCCGGCUGCUCCGGCACAAACCCAGAGAGCUCGGUCUCAGCUGCCUGCCCCGACCCAGACUCAGCCCCGGCAUUCGUUCACCCCGAUCCAGCCCGCCGCGGCGCCUCAGCCCACUGCGGCAGCUCCGGUGCCCAUGCUCACGCCUGCUGCCUCCGCACCUGCACAGCCGCAGUAUUACCAGCCAGUGAGGGCUGCGCCCACUGUCACCUCUUGGAGCAACCAGACUCCCACGGCCCUCCCCAAUGUGCAACCGCCUCCUCUUCAGGCGGAGCCUCCGAACUCCAUGUACGGGAUGCCUCCCUCCUGCACGGCGGCUGCUCCUCCGGCCUCCUCCACUCCUGCAUACACGUACUCCCAGCAGUACCAGCCAUACCCCCAGGUCGACCAGUACGCACCUGGAUCUGGGGGCGCUCCUCUCUAUCAGCCUCAUCAGUACUCCUCCUCUGCCGCGCCUCCUCCUGCAGAGCCACCCGGCUUUUUCUCUCAGUACACACAGCCGACGUCUCCGGUCUAUCCCGGACAUCCUCCCGUCAGCCAGUGCCUGUCCUCCUCCCCCACUUCCCGUCCUCCUUUCUUUCCCUCCCCCUCCUCCUCUUCCUCCUUUACCGCUCCUCCGUCCUCCGGAGGGUCUUUCCAGCAUGGCGGGCCGGGAUCUCCUGUGUCGUACAUGCCUCGUCCUCCGCCGCCGAUCGGAUUCUCAGGGCCUCAGAAUGGCUGGAAUGACCCGCCGGCCCUGAACAGAGCAUCGAAGAAGAAGCCGCCUCCAAUGAACUACACCCCUCCUGCCCCCAUCACUGCCCCCAUCAUGGCUCCGCUGGGCGCCGACCCUCAGGCCCAGCUGGUCCCCUCUGGGGCUCCUCAAGCUAUGGGCCAGGGGCAUCACGGUGCCCAGACCCCCUCCUCAGGCAUGCAGCAGCAGCACCAGCAGCAGCACCAGCAGCACCAGCAGCAGCAGCUCUCCCCUCCCAUGAACCCUGCAUUGCCCAAAACCAGUAUGGAGGGGGCACCAGGAGCUCCCACUGGAGAUGUUAUACAGCCUCUGCGGUCCAUCCCCGCGGAGAAGAUCAUGAAGAAGCCGAUCCCCGAGGAGCACCUGGUCCUGAAGAACACGUUCGAGGGGCUCAUCCAGAAGUGCUUGGCUGUAGCCACCGACCCGCAAACCAAGAGGAAGCUCGACGACGCCAACAAACGUCUGGAGGCGCUCUACGACAAACUCCGAGAGCAGACGCUCUCUCCUGCCAUUGUAGGAGGACUUCAUAACAUCGCCAGGAGCAUCGAGUCCCGAGCCUACGCCGAGGGCCUCGGCAUCCACACACACAUCGUCAGUCACAGCAACUUCAGCGAGACGUCGGCGUUCAUGCCCGUCCUCAAGGUGGUGCUGACGCAAGCCAACAAACUCGGGGUGUGAUCGAGUCUCGGACCGGCGGGGAGUCGAGCUCGCUUCACGGGAGGGGAGGCUUUUCUUUUCUUUUCUUUUUUUUUUUUAAUGAAGAAUUCUGAGAUUUAUGGAAAUCUUGUUAAAUUCUUCUUUGUGCCAUUCAUGUUUUUUUCUGACACAACUCAAACACAAGCCGCGCUUAUCGGUCGCACUCGGUGGUGGAAGCGACUUGUGAGGCCCCCCACCCCCCCGUCAUGCAAACUGCACCACGCACACGUAGAAUGAAGGGCUAGAGACUAGUUCGCCGUAAUCUACCAACAUACAUGCUAACAAGUUAUGCUAAUCGUUUGUUUUUUAAAAUUAAAACUCAGCCAUAUAGAUUAAUAUGCAAUAAUUGUAUUGUUGCAUAAUCAAAUUUAAAAUCUUCAAAUUAGCAGGCAAAAUAUAAUAGGAAGGCACAGCUUCAGCGUAUUUGAUAUGUAGAUAAAUAUAAGGGAAUAUGGAAUUUAAAGACCAACUUAAAUAGGAAAAGCAACAGAAGAUUCGGGAAUCAAAGGACAUUUCUAUUUACUAAAUAAAAGAAUAUCGCUUGUCUUAAUUAAUAUGGCAUUCAUGCUUUCAGCGAUCCCACAGACAACAUUUAAGAAAUGUUAGCUUGUUCAUCUUAAUGGUUGUUUCACAUUUGUGCACUACAAUAAUGCUCAGCUACCUUUUUUUUUUAUAAUUCCACAAAUAUUCUUUCUCUUUAAAAGUAGAAAAUCAGGCGUUGAUUUUUACGUAUAAAUGCAUCAUCUCCUGCACACAUUUUGCAAACAGACCUGCAAAUGACAGAAUGUGUUAUUCAUUUUAAAUAACAUGGCAUUAUUUUGAGUUUUAAACGUCACAUUAAAAGGCAAUUAAAGUAAAACUGAUGCUUUAAAAAAAGAAGAAGAAGUAAUUACCUAUUAUGACUUAUUACUGGAAUCCCCUCUGCUUUUUUUGGCUUACUUUUCACCACUGGUGUCACUGCGUACAACACAUUGGACCAAUAUAUUAUCAGUGUGUGGGAUAUGUCAAUGCAAAGCAAUGCAAUCCCAUUUGUUGAGGAUUUUUUAUGUCAUUUCAGUUUUUUAUUCUUUUAUUUCAGUGUAUUCACGAGGCUCAUCAAAGUGCAAUGUUUUUUUUUUAGUUUUUUUAAAUGAUACUGUGCUUUUAUGGAACUUUAAAGUAUGCAUGCUUAAAAAAAACAUCAAAAGUCGUCUUUAAUGGCAUUAAAGGUAAUUAAUUAUCUGCUAAUUAAUCAGACCUCAGAAGGAAACAGGAAGUAGACUUGUACUUGAUUUUCAUUCCAACUAUGAUGAGGGCUGUAGUUUAUGUUGUUAAAGGAAAACAAGUAUUUGUUUAAGAUUGACUACAUGCAAUAUUUUCUAUAAAUAGUAUUUAUUUACAACAUGUUGCAGUGUUUUGACUAUACUUGCUUUUCUUUUGCAUUCAAAUAGUUAUGCGCAUAACAAUCCAGUAAUAUGAUUCUGAAAUUGACCAUUCUGUAUAAUGAGAACUUUUACUUUACUUUUGGUACUUUAAGUAUAUUUUGAUGCUUAUACUUUUGUAAGUAAGAUUUUGAAUGCAAUGCGUUUACUUGUAAGAGUACUGUAGUGCUACCUUUUACUUAUAUGAUAAUAAAUAAAUAAAAAUCC
Cyclopterus lumpus (lumpfish) is the source of this 6114-nucleotide messenger RNA. It is a transcript of the gene sec31a, whose product is annotated as SEC31 homolog A, COPII coat complex component. Gene Ontology annotation, biological process: COPII-coated vesicle cargo loading; endoplasmic reticulum to Golgi vesicle-mediated transport; intracellular protein transport. Gene Ontology annotation, cellular component: endoplasmic reticulum exit site; COPII vesicle coat. The transcript has 28 exons. The coding region runs from base 215 to 4468 and encodes 1417 amino acids. NCBI's taxonomy places the organism in Eukaryota, Metazoa, Chordata, Actinopteri, Perciformes, Cyclopteridae. The record is from RefSeq and is a predicted model, not a curated record. Gene Ontology annotation, molecular function: protein binding; structural molecule activity.